AUGGGGUUUGACAUCCACCGUUUUCAGGGCGUUGUCGACGAAGAACUUAUAUGCUCCAUCUGUCAGAGCGUAUUAGAAGAUCCCGUUCAAAUUCAACAGUGCGAACACAGUUACUGCAAUGACUGUAUACGAGAAUGGCUGAAGAGAAAGCGCACUUGUCCUCAGGACUGCAAGGAAGUGUCCGAAAAAGACUUAUUGCCGGCUUCUAGGCUUCUUCGCAACCUUCUUGGUCGAAUGAUAAUAACCUGCGACUUUGUUGACGAGGGAUGUUCGGAGCUAUUGAGUUUGGAUGCUUUGCAGAGUCACGUCAGUACUUGUGUUUAUAAUGCACGACGACUUCAACCGUGUGAUCAAGGAUGCGGAGAGAUUAUUGCAAAGAACGAGGUUUGA
This is a messenger RNA of Corticium candelabrum, 390 nucleotides long. Its product is annotated as E3 ubiquitin-protein ligase NRDP1-like. Bases 1 to 390 code for a protein of 129 amino acids. NCBI's taxonomy places the organism in Eukaryota, Metazoa, Porifera, Homoscleromorpha, Homosclerophorida, Plakinidae. The transcript has a single exon. Gene Ontology annotation, biological process: ubiquitin-dependent protein catabolic process; protein polyubiquitination. The record is from RefSeq and is a predicted model, not a curated record. Gene Ontology annotation, molecular function: ubiquitin protein ligase activity.